AUGGCCAACAACCGCCGCUUGCGGCUUCGCCGACGGGCGGCCGCCGUGCGGGCGCAGCUUGCCCCUGCGGCCCGGCCUGCGCGCCAGGUGAAGGGCGCCGCGCGAGCCAAGCGAGAGGGCGGCGGCGGCGGCGACGCCUGGGGGGAUUUCGCGGCCUCGUUCUUCGACGCCGGGCUGAUCGCGCCGCCGCCGGAGGAGGAGCAGGAGAAGACGCCCGAGGCCGGAGGCAGCGGCCCGGGAGUGCUGGCGGCCGCCGAGGCCAAGGAAGGCUGUGCCGUGCUGCUGCUGCCUCUGGGGCAGACCUUGACAUUCACUGGCAAGUGUUGCCUGACAUGCCUGUAUGGCUCUGUGCAGGUGUUCGGGUUCACCAUCGUUCCAGACCAGCCCCCCUACAAUCUCUUUUCCCCUCACUCCCACUGUGCCCUCACCAUUGAAGCAACAGCAUAUAAGGAGAUGGAAAAAUCAGAGGAGCGGAAAAUGGAGGCCAGGUCCAUACUCCGAGCCCAUCUUGUGCCUCGAGAAGCAAGAUGUAAACUGAUGAAAAACUUUGCUCCCCAGAGCUCCAUCAUUUUAUUGGAGCAUCUAGAUACACCAGUGACAAGUUUCGUUCUCAGCCACUCAAGCUUCUCUCAUAUUUUCAGAGCAAAAAGACAAAAACUUCCUUGUUUCACCCCAGAAGAUGUAGUGCUUGCUUCCACUGGCAUUGGGAGGCUGGACCCAGGGAAUGGCCUGCUUCUGCCUGCCUGUAUGCUUUCAGCCAUUGAGGAGUUAAUGGAUGCAUGCCAAGAGGAAGACGAAAGCUGCCCUAUUGUUUUCGUGUGUGGCCCCAAAAGUGUUGGCAAAUCAACUUUUAACAGAUACUUGAUUAAUCUUUUGUUGAACCGCCUUCCCUGCGUAGAGUUCUUGGAUUGUGACCUGGGACAGCCAGAAUUCACACCACCUGGGUGCAUUUCCCUAGUUAAUGUUACAGAACCACUGCUAGGUCCACCGUUUACUCACCAACGUAGACCAUGCAAAAUGGCAUACUUUGGGGACACCAGUUGUGAACAAGACACCGAAAGGUAUAUUGACACACUGAAGUAUGUGUUUAGCGCCUACGAGAGAGAUGUUCCUCUGGUUGUCAACACAAUGGGAUGGGUGCAAGGUACUGGGUUGCUCCUCCUGAUCGACCUCAUUCGACUGCUGGUACCCAGUCACAUCAUUCAGAUCAGCGCUGAAAACUUCAAGGACAUGCCCCAGCUAUCCUCUGAGUAUAUCCGUUCCACUCCUGGCCUCCAUACAAGAGGCAAAUGUAAGAACUUGAUGAGUGGGAUGGAGCAGGGCAGGAACCAUGGAGACUUCUGCCCACCAAAUUCUGAUCAUAAGCUGCUGUGCGUCCAGGCAACAUUCCCAGGAGCAGGAGUUGCUGGCAAUGGGCGAACCCAUAGCAGUAUUCUUCGGGAUAUGGCAAUCCUAGGAUACUUGAGUCAGUUACAGCCCCCGGGCAUGGAAUCGGUGGUUCCUCUACACAGCUUGGUGCCCUAUCAGGUGCCCUUCAAUGCUGUGGCCCUCAGGGUGAUCCAUGCUGAUGUUGCUCCUGCCCACAUCUUGUACUCGGUUAACGCCAGCUGGGUUGGCCUCUGUCGGCUGCCUGAUGAGGUCCCCUGUAAGACCAGUGGGCCAGUCUUACUGGCACAGACUCCAAUCUGCGAUUGCCUGGGCUUUGGAAUUGUCCGUGGGGUGGAUGUGGACAAGAAACACUACUACCUUUUGACCCCAGUAGCUCCAGAGAAUCUACGGCUAGUUAACUGCUUACUCAUUGGAAGCAUUCCCAUUCCCAACUGCAUUUUCCUGAACCAGAUGGGGACUGAAGGUGAAAUACCUUAUGUCACGUCAGAGUAUAACUAUGACAUUUCAGGUGCUGGGAAAUUGAAAAUAAAAAAGCAUCUCAAACGGAGAGAACAUAGGCGACCAUGAGCCCCUUUUAAAAUCCUCAUCUGCAAAAUCUGGUUCAGCUCCAAGCCUUCGUCCUGAUCUUGGGGGAACCUUCCAUUGGAGAGCAGCUAUGAUGUUUGUUGCUGGUGGUACAGUGCUGAUCCACCCACAUGUCCUUGUUAUAAUUGUGCGUUUUCCUUAUGACUUUAAAAUUAAAUAUUUGGAAUAAACUC
Varanus komodoensis (Komodo dragon) is the source of this 2147-nucleotide messenger RNA. RefSeq names its product nucleolar protein 9 (gene NOL9). Gene Ontology annotation, cellular component: nucleus. Lineage: Eukaryota; Metazoa; Chordata; Lepidosauria; Squamata; Varanidae. Gene Ontology annotation, biological process: cleavage in ITS2 between 5.8S rRNA and LSU-rRNA of tricistronic rRNA transcript (SSU-rRNA, 5.8S rRNA, LSU-rRNA). The transcript is spliced from 12 exons. The record is from RefSeq and is a predicted model, not a curated record. The coding region runs from base 1 to 1956 and encodes 651 amino acids. Gene Ontology annotation, molecular function: polynucleotide 5'-hydroxyl-kinase activity.